This is a messenger RNA of Pogoniulus pusillus (Red-fronted tinkerbird), 2233 nucleotides long. It is a transcript of the gene GATM, whose product is annotated as glycine amidinotransferase. Gene Ontology annotation, biological process: creatine biosynthetic process. Gene Ontology annotation, cellular component: mitochondrion. The transcript is spliced from 9 exons. The coding region runs from base 34 to 1302 and encodes 422 amino acids. NCBI's taxonomy places the organism in Eukaryota, Metazoa, Chordata, Aves, Piciformes, Lybiidae. Gene Ontology annotation, molecular function: amidinotransferase activity. The record is from RefSeq and is a predicted model, not a curated record.
GCUACCUGGGCUUGCGGUGUCCUGCUGGCAGUGAUGCUGCGAGUGCGGUGCUUGCGCGGGGGCAGCCGCGGGGCCGAAGCGGCGCAUUACCUCGGCUCGCGGCUUGGAAGAGCCUUGGCAGGAUGGGUGCAGCGAUCUUCUCAGAGCACCCAGGCAGCCGCGGCCUCCCGGAACACCUGCGCUGCCGAGGACAAGGCCACCAGCCCCCUGCCUAAGGACUGUCCUGUUUGCUCAUACAAUGAAUGGGACCCGCUGGAAGAGGUCAUUGUAGGAAGAGCUGAAAAUGCUUGUGUCCCACCUUUCUCUGUGGAGGUUAAGGCCAACACAUAUGAAAAACAUUGGGGAUUUUAUGAGAAAUUUGGAGGCCAGAGUUUCCCCAGAGACCAUUUAAAAAAAGCUAUUGCUGAAAUUGAAGAAAUGUGCAAUAUUUUGAAAAGAGAAGGUGUAAUUGUCAAGAGACCUGAUCCAAUUGACUGGUCUGUGAAGUACAAAACACCUGAUUUUGAGUCUACAGGUAUGUAUGCUGCCAUGCCAAGAGACAUCCUGCUGGUGGUGGGAAAUGAAAUUAUCGAAGCGCCUAUGGCUUGGCGUGCUCGAUUCUUUGAGUACAGAGCAUACAGAGGAAUCAUCAAAGACUAUUUCAGACGUGGUGCCAAGUGGACAACUGCCCCCAAACCCACAAUGGCAGAUGAACUCUACGAUCAGGAUUAUCCGAUCCGCUCUGUGGAAGACAGGCAUAAACUGGCAGCUCAGGGAAAAUUUGUAACUACUGAAUUUGAGCCAUGCUUUGAUGCUGCUGACUUCAUUAGAGCUGGAAGAGAUAUCUUUGUACAAAGGAGCCAGGUUACAAAUUACAUGGGCAUUGAAUGGAUGAGGCGACAUCUUGCACCAGAUUAUAGAGUGCAUGUAAUAUCCUUUAAGGAUCCUAACCCUAUGCACAUUGAUGCCACUUUUAAUAUCAUUGGACCUGGUCUUGUGCUCUCUAACCCAGACCGUCCCUGCCAUCAGAUUGAGCUCUUCAAGAAAGCAGGCUGGACUGUGGUUCAUCCCCCAGUGCCACUCAUCCCAGAUGAUCACCCACUGUGGAUGUCUUCUAAAUGGCUGUCCAUGAAUGUGCUAAUGCUGGAUGAGAAACGUGUGAUGGUGGAUGCCAAUGAGACAUCAAUUCAGAAGAUGUUUGAAAAUCUGGGCAUUUCUACAAUUAAGGUGAAUAUUCGCCAUGCCAAUUCACUGGGAGGUGGUUUCCAUUGCUGGACGUGCGAUAUUCGCCGCCGGGGCACCUUGCAAUCUUACUUUGACUAGCUAUAAACCCAGAUGGCAGUGGUUCAGCUUCUAAAAUAAGCAUAGUAACUGAUGAAAUUAAUUUCACUUUUGUUAAAAUGACUGCAUGAGCUCUAGUGCUUGAUCAGUGAUGUCCUUACAAUGGUCUGGUAAAUAAGUUGUUCUUACAUAUUCCUCACUUAGAGCAGCAUGAGCAAAACUAUUUCCACCCACAAUACAGAUUUUCCAGCUGGCUUCCUGAAAGACAUCCCUCAUCUAUGACACUUUUUACACUGGCUUUGAAUGUCAAAGCUUGGCAAGUUAGCUAAAAGGUCUUGCUAGAAUAGCUUGGCCACUAACAUUGGACAUCUACCUCUGUCUAGCUACUCUAUCAAAUAGGCAGCUUGAAACUUUAAACUUGAGUAAACUUUUCUUAUUCAUCAGUUCUAAUAUAUUUGUGUUGAAUGAAGUUAAAAUAGAUGCAGCUGUACUGAUCUCUUCUGGAACCAAAUGACUUUAUAAUACAGUUUUUCAUGUUGAGCCAUACAGGUAUUUACAGAGAAUUUCUGAUACGAUCUAACUUUUAAGACUUCUUCACUUGUCAUGUCCCUUCUACAUUUUCUUCUGAUGCAUAUCAUGCAUCUGAAUACUUUUUUUACUGCUUUUUGUAUUGCUGAAACUGCUUGUUUGGUUGGGUGGGGUUUUUUAUUAUUUAACUUUGGAGUGUAGAAAUGAUAGCUAAUAUUCAGCUUGUAAGAUUUCACUCUGAAUUGUUUACAUUUAAAGAAAGCACAAAGCCCCCAAACACCAACAACCUCCCUCUAACUCUCUGAUAACUUAAAACUGCUUUCUUCCUCCAACUGUGGCAGAUACAGAAGGGCAUAUCCAACAUGUCAGACGCUCUGAAGGAAUUUGAGUAUUGAUUACUGAAUAUGUACUUGUUAUGCCAAUAAAGUGGUUUUUGCAUUCUCAA